AUGAGUAGAAGAUUGCUUGAAGCUUCUCAUGGGACAUCCGAAGCGGAUGCGAAUUACAUGGACUGGUAUCAAGAGUGGGCUCAUCCUUAUGUGGAAAAUUUGGAUCCGGAGGCGCAGAGAUAUUUGAAGAAGGCAGAGAAAGAGAGUUUAAAAUCAAAGGAAUCAAUGAAUGAAGAAGAUGAUUGGGAGAAGAUGGUGGUUGAACGAGUUAAUUGGGUGGUCAAGGACAUGAGCCGUAUGAUUGAUUUGGGUGAGAAGUUGACGCGACGACUCAGAUACUCCCUCGGUGAGCAAGCUCAAUCAAAGCAAGGAAAAGGCGGUCGAGGCAGUCGAGGCUGUCGAGGUGGAGGUGAAAAAGGUGGUCGUGAUCGAGGUGAAAAAAGAGGCCGAGUUGGAACAUGUGCUCGAGGUGGAACAAGUGCUCGAGGUGGAUGUGGUGGAGGUAAAAAUACUUCAACUCAAGUUGGCAGGGGAAAAAGAGGUAAAAAGGCUAGAGUGGUAGAACAAGUUGUUGAACAGGAGAAAGAGGACGACGAUUUGGAUACUUUUUUGCGCACGUCUUCGGAUGAGGAGGAAUCAAGUGAAUGA
This is a messenger RNA of Papaver somniferum (opium poppy), 588 nucleotides long. Its product is annotated as bromodomain and WD repeat-containing protein 3-like. The transcript has 3 exons. NCBI's taxonomy places the organism in Eukaryota, Viridiplantae, Streptophyta, Magnoliopsida, Ranunculales, Papaveraceae. The record is from RefSeq and is a predicted model, not a curated record. The coding region runs from base 1 to 588 and encodes 195 amino acids.